Brachypodium distachyon (stiff brome) is the source of this 3684-nucleotide messenger RNA. Its product is annotated as FT-interacting protein 1. The transcript has a single exon. The record is from RefSeq and is a predicted model, not a curated record. Bases 174 to 3227 code for a protein of 1017 amino acids. Lineage: Eukaryota; Viridiplantae; Streptophyta; Magnoliopsida; Poales; Poaceae.
UCCCGCCACCGCCAAAGGAAAGCGAAAUAAAGCAACCAGCCCCUCCAAACUCCCGGCUAUUAUUAAUACGGCCUCUUCUUCCUUCCUUCCUUCCCCCCUUGAACGAGAACAGAGCAGAACAGAGACGAUGCCCCGUCGUCCUGGCCUCUAGCUAACCUCGGGCUGAACCGACGAUGAAGCUGGCGGUGGAGAUCGCCGACGCGGCGGACCUGUCGCCCAAGGACGGCUCCGCCACCUGCAACGCCUUCGUCGAGGUCGACUUCGACGGCCAGAAGCAGCGCACCGCCACCAAGCCCGCCGACUGCGCGCCCCAGUGGAACCAGACGCUCGUCUUCUCCGUCGCCGACGCUUCCCUCUUCCCGUCGCUCCACGUCGAGGUGUCCGUGUACCACGACCGCCGCCUCAACGACCACAACGCGCUCCGCCCCCACGCCUUCCUCGGCCGCGUCCGCCUCUCCGCCGCCGCCUCUGUUGCCAGGUCCGUCGGCGAGGCAGUGCUGCAGCGGUACCCGCUUGAUAAGAGGGGGCUGUUCUCGAGGGUCUCCGGCGACAUCGCCCUCCGCCUCUACCUCAUCAACGAGGACGGCGAUCCUGCUGCUGCUGCUUCGGGGGCGGCCGUGGAUCAGCCUUCUGAGCCGGUCGCCAUGGACCCUGAGAGGACUGUCAGGAACGUCUUUGCCAACGAGGCGCCUUCUUCUUCUUCCUCAGCUCCGGAGGCAGCGGCGGCGGCGGAAUCCAAGGGGAAGAGCAGCCACGACCACGAGCUUCCUCCGCCGCGCGAGUUCCGCGCCGAGCCACGCCGCUUCACGCUGCACGCCAUGGCGGCGCCGAGCGCGCCCCCGGGCCAAACAGUCGUCAUGCCGAAGCCCCCCGCCGCGGCGGCGCAGCAAGCGGCGGCGCCAGGCUCCCAGUACGGGCUAGUGGAAACAAAGCCACCCCUCCCGGCAAAGCUCGGCCCGCGCGGGUCGGCGCUGGCGGCGUCCAAGGUGUCGUCCACCUACGACCUCGUAGAGCCCAUGUCGUACCUCUACGUGACCGUCGUGAAAGCCCGGGACCUCCCGACCAAGGACAUCACCGGAGCGCUGGACCCCUACGUGGAAGUAAAGCUCGGCAACUUCAAGGGCACCACAAAGCACCUGGAGAAGAACCCGAACCCGGUGUGGCGGCAGACGUUCGCCUUCUCCAAGGAGCACCUCCAGGCCAACCAGCUGGAGGUCAUCGUCAAGGACAAGGACGUCGUCAAGGACGACUUCGUCGGCCGCGUGCUCUUCGACAUGUCCGACGUCCCCAGCCGCCUCCCCCCCGACAGCCCGCUCGCGCCGCAGUGGUACAAGCUCGCCGAGGCCGGGGGAGACAAGCUGCGGCACGGCGGCGAGAUCAUGCUCGCCGUCUGGCUCGGCACCCAGGCCGACGAAUCGUUCCCGGAGGCCUGGCAUUCCGACGCGCAUGGCGUGGCGUCGCAGGAAGGGCUCGCCAGCACGCGCUCCAAGGUCUACUAUUCCCCCAAGCUGAUUUACUUGAAGGUGAACGUCAUCGCCGCCCAGGAUUUGGUGCCUGGGGAGAAGGGCCGGGCAAUGGCGCCGGCGAUCGCGAAGAUCCACAUGGGGAGCCAGAUCCGGCGGACGAGGCCGCAGCAGUCGGCGAACCCUGGGUGGAACGAGGAGUUCUUCUUCGUGGCCGGCGAGCCCUUCGAGGACCCGCUCGUGGUCACCGUGGAGGAGAAGCUCUCCGGCCGGGACGAAGCCAUCGGCCGCGUCAUCAUCCCCGUCGGCGCGCCGUUCGUGGCCCGCAACGACCUCGCGAAGUCGAUCGCGUCGCGGUGGUUCAGCCUGUCCCGGGGGAUGACGGUGGACGAGGCGUCGGCGGGGGUCACGGAGAAGAUGAAGGACAGGGAAUCCUCCAAGACGUUCACCAGCAAGAUCCACCUGAGGCUCAGCCUCGAGACCGCCUACCACGUGCUCGACGAAUCGACACACUACAGCAGCGACCUGCAGCCCGCGGCGAAGAAGCUCCGGAAGAGCGCCAUCGGCAUCCUGGAGGUGGGCAUCCUGAGCGCCAAGAACCUGGCGGGGAAGAAGAACCCCUACUGCGUGGCCAAGUACGGCGCCAAGUGGGUCCGCACGCGGACGCUGGUGGGCACGGCGGCGCCGGCGUGGAACGAGCAGUACACCUGGGAGGUGUUCGACCUCUGCACCGUCGUCACCGUCGCCUGCUUCGACAACGCCGCCGUCCAUGGCGGCGACAAGGACGCGCGGAUCGGCAAGGUGAGGGUCCGCAUAUCGACAUUGGAGUCGGACCGCGUGUACACCCACUACUACCCGUUAAUGGCGCUGACCCCGUCGGGGCUGAAGAAGACGGGCGAGCUCCACCUCGCCGUGCGCUACACGUGCACGUCCUGGGCAAACAUGCUGGGGCAGUACGGCAAGCCGCUGCUCCCCAAGAUGCACUACACGAACCCCAUACCCGUGCUCCAGCUCGACUACCUCCGGUUCAUGGCGAUGCAGCUGGUGGCGGCGCGGCUGGGGCGCUCGGAGCCGCCGCUGAAGAGAGAGGUGGUGGAGUACAUGCUGGACGUGGACUCGCACAUGUUCAGCCUGCGGCGGAGCAAGGCCAACUUCCACCGGAUCACGUCCCUCUUCUCCGGCGCCGUCGCCGUGGGGAAGUGGUUCGAGGGGAUCUGCAAGUGGAAGAACCCGCUGACGACGAUCCUCGUCCACGUGCUGUUCCUGAUCCUAGUGUGCUACCCGGAGCUCAUCCUGCCGACGGUCUUCUUAUAUUUGUUCAUGAUCGGGGCGUGGAACUACCGGCGGCGGCCGAGGAAGCCGCCGCACAUGGACACGGUGCUGUCGUACGCCGAGCUCGCGCACCCCGACGAGCUGGACGAGGAGUUCGACACGUUCCCGACGUCCAAGCCGGGGGACGUCGUCAGGAUGAGGUAUGACAGGCUGAGGAGCGUCGCCGGCAGGGUGCAGACGGUGGUCGGGGACUUGGCGAUGCAAGGCGAACGCGCCCAGUCGCUGCUCAGCUGGAGAGACCCCAGGGCGACGUCCAUCUUCGUCACGCUCUCGCUCAUCGUGGCCAUUGUGCUCUACGUGACGCCGUUCCAGGUCGUGGCAGUCAUUGCUGGGCUUUACCUCCUCCGGCAUCCAAAGUUCAGGGGCAAGCAGCCCUCCGUGCCCUUCAACUUCUACAAGCGCCUUCCCGCCAGGGGCGACAUGCUCAUAUGAUUCGGUCUUCGAUCUGCAACACAGUUCCGAGACAUACAGAUUCUGCUUCAAAAUUCAGCAGUUAUUAAUUCAGACAGAACAUUCAGAAGAAGCUUCCUGUGUUAGCCUGUCAGUCAGUCUGGGCAGCAAAGAAAGCAAAUCAAUCAUUCAGACUGGGGAAGGAAGAAGGGGGGCGAAUCGAAGAGAACAAAUUCAAAGCAUGCAUGAGGUUGAUGCAACGGACAUUCUUUGCAUCCCAUUUUUCAAUCCCCACUACCCGUCUGAUCUUUGAGUGUAUAUUCCAUUCCUCCUUUUGGCUCUGCACUGCCAAAACAUGUCCAUGUGUAAAGCUCUCCCAUUCGACCUUCUUCUUCUUUCUUCCGUUGAUACGUACGUGUAAGCAGCACGCGGAAUAAAGUCGCUCUGAUAUAUAACAAGAAGAGGAAUAAAAUAAAGCCUGCCUUACCACUGUAUUCCA